This is a messenger RNA of Myotis myotis, 1383 nucleotides long. RefSeq names its product myogenin (gene MYOG). The record is from RefSeq and is a predicted model, not a curated record. Gene Ontology annotation, biological process: positive regulation of transcription by RNA polymerase II; muscle organ development; positive regulation of myoblast differentiation. NCBI's taxonomy places the organism in Eukaryota, Metazoa, Chordata, Mammalia, Chiroptera, Vespertilionidae. Bases 31 to 981 code for a protein of 316 amino acids. Gene Ontology annotation, molecular function: RNA polymerase II cis-regulatory region sequence-specific DNA binding; protein dimerization activity; DNA-binding transcription factor activity, RNA polymerase II-specific. The transcript has 2 exons.
UCUGGUUCCAUGCCAGCGGGAAGGGUUUAAAUGGCACCCAGCAGUUGGCGUGAGGGGCUGCAGGAGCUUGGGGGCCAGUGGCAGGAACGAGCCUCUUCCGACCCCAUGGAGCUGUAUGAGACACCCCCCUACUUCUACCAGGAGCCCCACUUCUACGACGGGGAAAACUACCUGCCCGUCCACCUCCAGGGCUUCGAGCCGCCGGGCUACGAGCGGACUGAGCUCAGCCUGAGCCCCGAGGCCCGGGGACCCCUCGAAGACAAGGGGCUGGGGACCCCCGAGCACUGCCCGGGCCAGUGCCUGCCGUGGGCGUGCAAGGCGUGUAAGAGGAAGUCCGUGUCCGUGGACCGGCGGCGGGCGGCCACGCUGAGGGAGAAGCGCCGGCUCAAGAAGGUGAACGAGGCCUUCGAGGCCCUGAAGCGGAGCACCCUGCUGAACCCCAACCAGCGGCUGCCCAAGGUGGAGAUCCUGCGGAGCGCCAUCCAGUACAUCGAGCGCCUGCAGGCCCUGCUCAGCUCUCUCCGCCAGGAGGAGCGCGGGCUGCGCUGCCCGCGGGGCGGCCCCCCGGCGGGGACCAUCUGCUCCCAGCGGACCCUGCGGACGCCCACAACCUGCACUCACUCACCUCCAUCGUGGACAGCAUCACCAUGGAGGACGUCUCUGUGGCCUUCCCGGAUGAAACCCUGCCCAACUGAGGUGGUCUGCGGCCGGCGGCCAGGGGCCCACAGGCUGGCCACAGAUGCCGCCACUGGGGCACGGAGGCCGCCGAAGCCAGGCUGUCCUGAUGCCAGGAGGCCAGCCUGCCCCUCUCCUCGCCUGUCGAAGGUUAAGCCACCACCCAGAGAGGGAGUGGGCGCUCUCACUUGGCUGACUGCUCAGAGCUCCCAGGGCCAUCCCGGUCCAGGGAGACAGAGCAGGGGACCAGAGUGCUCUCGGGUGCCUCGCUCAGGGGCAAACUCAGGAGCUUCCCUUCGAGUAUAACUCAGCCUUCGGCUCCCCCUCCCCCCAAGGCCAGUCUGAGCGACAGAGUGUCCUGACCCGGACACACGGUGCACCUCCGUCUGCUGUUCCUGAGGCAGUGGCUGGGCUGGGCCUGCCCUGACUCAGGAGCAGGAAGAGGUGCCCCGUCCCCCAGUCCCCGGGGGCCAAGCUUCUGCCGUGAACACUGGGAAACCCCAGGUUUUAUGUUGUUUGUUUUGCGUGUUGUUUGUGAAGCUGCCAUCUGACCAAGGUGUCCUGUGCAGAGUUGCCAGGUACGGGAUGGGGGGCGGGGCUCUUGGGGUGACUUCCUUUGAUAACUAAGCAUUGUGUGGUUUUGCUAUUGUUUUGUAAUUUUUUUUUGCUAACUUAUUUGGAUUUCCUUUUUUAAAAAAUGAAUAAACA